CAGUGGCCCAGCUGCCCCUCCUGUGGCCAAAGCAGCUCCUGGUAGCCCGAUCACUGCCCCUCCUGUGGCCAAACCAGCUCCUGGUAGCCCGGUCACUGCCCCAGCUGUCCCCUCUGUCCCUGUCACACCGCCCAUGGCACCUCUGGCCACCCCUCCUGUGGCCAAACCAGUUCCUGGUAGCCCGGUCACUGCCCCAGCUGCCCCUCCUGUGGCCAAAGCAGCUCCUGGUAGCCCGGUCACUGCCCCUCCUGUGGCCAAACCAGGUCCUGGUAGCCCGGUCACUGCUCCAGCUGUCCCCUCUGUCCCUGUCACAGUGGCCAUGGCAGCUCCAGCCACCCCUCCUGUGGCCAAAACAGCUCCUGCUGCCCCUGUCACAGUGGCCAUGACAGCUCCAGCCACCCUUCCUGUGGCCAAAGCAGUUCCUGGUAGCCCGGUCAGUGCCCCAGCUGUCCCUCCUGUGGCCAAAACACCUCCCUUGAGUCCGGUCACUGCUCCAGCUGUCCCCUCUGUCCCUGUCACAGUGGCCGUGGCAGCUCCAGCCACCCCUCCUGUGGCCAAAACAGCUCCUGCUGCCCCUGUCACAGUGGCCAUGGCACCACUGGCCACCCCUCCUCUGGCCAAAGCAGUUCCUGGGAGCCCAGUCAGUGCCCCAGCUGUCCCCUCUGUCCCUGUCACACCACCCAUGGCACCUUUGGCCACCCCUCCUGUGGCCAAACUAGCUCCUGGUAGCCCGGUCACUGCCCCAGCUGUCCCCUCUGUCCCUGUCACACCACCCAUGGCACCUGUGGCCACUCCUCCUGUGGCCAAAGCAGCUCCUGGUAGCCCGGUCACUGCCCCUGUCCCACCGGCCAUGGCAGCUCCACCCUCUCCAUCUGCCCCUCCCGCAGCCAAAGAGGCUCCCAAGGGCCCUGUCACUCCAGCUGUCCCCACCCCAGCUCCAGCCACGUCACCUGCCACCAAAACUGCUCCAAAGAGUGCUAUGGCUGCUCCCCCAUCCUCUGCCACCUCUGCCACCCCUGUCCCUGCCACCCCAGCAGAAAAAACUGCUCCCAAGAGUCCUGUGGCUGCCACCUCUGUCCCUGUCACCCCUGUCCCUGCCACCUCUGCCACCCCAGCUCCUGCCACCCCUGUCCCUGCCACCCCUGUCCCUGCUAACCCUGUCCCUGCCACUCCAGCAGCAAAAACUGCUCCAAAGAGUCCUGUGGCUGCCACCUCUGUCCCUGCCACCUCUGCCACCCCUGUCCCUACCACCCCUGUUCCUGCCACCUCUGCCACCCCUGUCCCUGCCACCCCAGCUCCUGCAGCUCCAGCUGCUCCUCCAGCAGCCAAAACACCCCCAAAGAGCCCUGCAAAAGGCACUCCAACCCCUGCAGCUCCAUCUGCCCCUACUGAGGACAAGGCACCCCCUAAGAGCCCUGCCAAAGCCACCCCAGCUCCAUCUGCCCCCACUGAGGACAAGGCACCCCCAAAAAGCCCUGCCAAAGCCACCCCAGCUCCAGCCACCCCCACUGAGGACAAGGCACCCCCAAAAAGCCCUGCCAAAGCCACCCCAGCUCCUUCUUCCCCCGGAGGAGCCAAAAAAGCUCCCAAGGGCAGCGCCAACUCUGCCCCAUCUGCUCCAGCGGCUCCUGCUGAGGCCAAAACACCCCCAAAAAGCCCUGACGAAGCCAUCCCAGCUCCUGCUGAGGCCAAAACACUCUCAAAAAGCCCUGAUGAAGCCAAAACACCCUCAAAAAGCCCUGCUGAAGGCAAGGCACCCACAAAGAGCCCUGCCAAAGCCACCCCAGCUCCAGCAGCCUCUGCUGAGGCCAAAACACCCCCAAAAAGCCCUGCUGAGGUCAAAACACCCCCAAAAAGCCCUGCUGAGGCCAAAACACCCCCAAAGAGCCCUGACAAAGCCACCCCAGCUCCUGCUGAGGCCAAAACACCCUCAAAAAGCCCCGCUGAGGCCAAAACAGCCCCAAAAAGCCCUGCAAAAGCCACUGCAACCCCUGCAGCUCCAUCUGCCCCUCCUGAAUCAAAAACACCCCCAAAGAGCCCUGCAAAAGCCCCCCCAGCUCCAGCACCUCCUGCUGAGGCCACAGGACCCUCAAAAAGUGUCACUGAUGGCAAAGCACCCCCAAAGAGCCCCGUUAAGGCCACCCCAAGUCCUGCAGCUCCUGCUGAGGCCAAGGCACCCCCAAAAAGCCCUGCCAAAGGCACCCCAGCUCCAGCCACCCCUGCUGAGGCCAAAACACCUCCAGCUCCUGCCCAAACACCUCCAAAGAGCCCCGUUUCGGCCAGUGCAGCUCCAGCAGCCAAAACACCCCCAAAAAGCCCUGCAAAAGGCACCCCAGCUCCUGCUGAGGCCAAAACACCCUCAAAGAGCCCUGCAAAAGCCACCCCAGCUCCAGCUGCCCCUGCUGAAGCCAAAACACCCCCAAAAAGCCCUGCAAAAGCCACCCCAGCUCCAGCUGCCCCUGCUGAAGCCAAAACACCCCCAAAGAGCCCUGCAAAAGCCACCCCAGCUCCUGCUGAGGCCAAAGCACCCUCAAAAAGCCCUGCUGAAGCCAAGGCACCCCCAAAAAGCCCUGCUGAAGCCAAGGCACCCUCAAAAAGCCCUGCUGAAGCCAAG
This is a messenger RNA of Malurus melanocephalus (red-backed fairy wren), 2614 nucleotides long. RefSeq names its product nascent polypeptide-associated complex subunit alpha, muscle-specific form-like. The record is from RefSeq and is a predicted model, not a curated record. The transcript has a single exon. The annotation marks the transcript as partial. NCBI's taxonomy places the organism in Eukaryota, Metazoa, Chordata, Aves, Passeriformes, Maluridae.